GGCAUAUAAAUAUUGAAUCGUUUGAGUUCCAGGGAAAAGCGAACGCAUUUCGUUUUAAAUCAGAGUCUGGGCUACACGAGAUAUUCAGGACGAACUAUCUGAAGGCCGAAAAACAAGGUGGGGAGACAGGAUGGAAGGAGGUAUUCUCGCUAAAUUUCUGGGUUUCUAAAGAUGUGUAAGAAAAUACAGGUAAACUUCUCGCGAUAUUUUAAGUCAUCUAGCGUAAUAGGCCUCGGUGAGCCACUGUUUGGGGUAGAAGAAACUCGCGAGAUCUCUGCAGUUGCCGAGGAGACAAGGAGGAGGAGGAGUGGUGAUCUCGCGAAAGGAAAGACGCCCGGAGCGCUCGCGAGAUCUCAGACCACCGGACUCGAAAGGUUCUUAGGAAGUUUAAGGACCCAGAGGGGGCCCCGGGGCAAAUGGCUGGAGCUGGGCCGACCAUGCUGCUACGAGAGGAGAAUGGAUGUUGCAGUCGGCGUCAAAGCAGUUCCAGCGCCGGGGUUAGCGCGGGCUGGGUUUCUGGGAUUGCGGGGCAGUCGGGCAGCAAGAUGGGGGGACGAGGGAGAAACUGCAGCUCCCGGCAGCCUCUGGGUUUCAUAUGAGCGCCCCGUGGGCUGCCGGGAGCUGUGGUUUCGCGGACGGGCGGGCAGCAGGACUGCAAGGUCUGAGUACCUGUUCGGCCUGGAGCAGGAUUCGGACGGGGAGCGCGAGGACUCGCCGGCUGCGCGUGCUCGGCAGCAAUUAGAAGCGCUGCUCAACAAGACUAUGCGCAUUCGCAUGACAGAUGGGCGGACACUGGUCGGCUGCUUCCUCUGUACCGACCGCGACUGCAAUGUCAUCCUGGGCUCAGCGCAGGAGUUCCUCAAGCCGUCGGAUUCCUUCUCUGCCGGGGAACCCCGUGUGCUGGGCCUGGCCAUGGUACCCGGACACCACAUCGUUUCUAUUGAGGUGCAAAGGGAGAGCCUUGCGGGGCCUCCAUAUCUCUGACCACGAUUAGGCAUGUCUUUCAAACUUCAUUAAAUUUAUGACCGAUG
This is a messenger RNA of Sciurus carolinensis (gray squirrel), 1031 nucleotides long. RefSeq names its product N-alpha-acetyltransferase 38, NatC auxiliary subunit (gene Naa38). The record is from RefSeq and is a predicted model, not a curated record. The transcript is spliced from 2 exons. NCBI's taxonomy places the organism in Eukaryota, Metazoa, Chordata, Mammalia, Rodentia, Sciuridae. Bases 172 to 984 code for a protein of 270 amino acids. Gene Ontology annotation, cellular component: NatC complex. Gene Ontology annotation, molecular function: RNA binding.